AUGGACGGCUGAGCCAGCCAAUGGGCGCGGCAGAUGCUGGCAGCGCCCCCGCGCUGUUGCGGAACCGUGUGUGCUGGCCCCGCUCCCCGCACGGACGCCACUUUGCCCGGACCCCGGCGUGGUGCCUUCCCUAAAGGCGUCCCCCCUCCGGCAUCGUGCCGCUAUGGCUGACGGCAGGGUGCCGCUGCGGCCUCUGCUCGUCACCGUCAACGCCCUGCUGCAGCAGCGCCGCUACCACGCCGCGCUCGCCGUCCUCAAGGGCUUCCGCAACGGCGCCGUAUAUGGAGCAAAAAUUCGUGCACCACAUGCCCUGGUGAUGACUUUUCUAUUCAAGAAUGGAAGUUUAAGAGAGAAGUUGAAAUCGAUUGCUGAGGCCACGUACACUCAUUCCCGGAACUUGGCUUAUUUCGUGUUCACCUACAAGGGUCUGAUGGCGUUGCAGUCCCGCCUACAGGGGAAAAAAAUUCCAUUUCAUUCUUUCUUUGCAGCCUGCAUUGGAGGUUGGCUAGUAUUUGGUGAGAACAACCCCAUUAAUAGCCAGAUUAUCAUGUACCUGCUGUCUCGUAUGCUGUUUGGCUUGUCUCGAUUGGCAGUGGAAAAGGGCUAUGUCCCACAGCCGAAGCAGGAUCCCUUCCCACUUGUCGCUGCUCUGAUAUGGGGGACAGUUCUCUGGCUAUUUGAAUAUCACCGGCAAACUCUGCAACCUUCUCUGCAGUCCUCCAUGACAUAUCUGUAUGAUGAUAGUAACGUAUGGCAUGACAUUUCUGACUUUCUCAUUUAUAACAAAAGGAGUACAAGCAAGUAGUUGGUUCAUCGUGGAGCACCUUUGAAUGGGAUGGUACAUUCCAACCGUUAAGGAAAAAGGUUAUUCUGGUGCUCUUUACUGAUGAACUUUUUAAAUUAGCCUCUAUCCGGUAGAGUUGCCUCUUGGGUCUUUGCCAAACUGUUCUGAUUAGUUUGGUCUUCUGUUGGCUCCGUUUAGAGCACAUAAACGUCCCACAGAAACUUGUCGCAGUGCCUCAGUGGGAGUACAAUGCUUUAGGAAACUUCAGUUAAAAUAAGUCUAUUUUUUUUUUAGGGACCUCUUUUUUCCUACAGCUACGUAUUUUUUUAAGAAACUGAAUAUGAAAACCUGACAGUAAGUGGGGAAAAUAUUUCUCUAAUCAUUAAAACAAAAUGUUUUAGGAAUUUUCUUAAUGCUUGCAAGUUGGAAGUAUUUUUCUUUGCCUCUGUGCUCGCUGAAAUGGGAACAUGGAAGUGGGGGGGCCUGCUCAGUUCUGAAAGCAAGAGCAUAAUUUAUUGAUUUCUGUGAAAUACCAGAAAUCCAGUCUAAAUGGCUGCAAGGACAGGUGUGUGCUCCUUAAGAGAGCUUCUGCAGUUUUCCCUCAGGGAGACAAGAAGACAUUUGAGUGUAAAACUGUUAAGAUUCUUUGGUACAAGUCUGGUAAAUCAGAUUUGGAAGGACUGUUUUUGCUCGGUUUCUCUCAUGCACUUGGACUGAAUCUGUCCUACAAAGUCUACUAAUUUAUAUUGUGUAACUUAUAAAACUUACUAUUUUUAAAUGUUGCUUGAACUAAAUGCCAAAAAUAAAUGGAUAAGCAACUUAAACUCCUUAGAAGACAGACUGAGAUGCAUUGCAUGCUCUCAGAUACCACACUGGGUGCUUUAUAUGUAGCAAAGAUCUACAGUUUUAAUUAGCACUUUUAUUUUGGUGGGAGAUAAGCACAUAGUUUUGUCUUAGGUCCAGCAUCUACGCUCCACAGCACUAGCGCUUGUUAGCGGCAGUCAGACUUAAAUGUACCCAUAGCUCGUUCAGGUUUGUUGCUGGGCCAGGUUGAGGCCGUGGAUGAAUAUACCAAUCGGCAUUCUUAAAAAUACGCCAUUGAGUCCCAGGAACAGUGCAGCAUAAACUGGGUUUAAACAGAAGCUUGGCUAGGUAGCUGAGAAAGAGAUUUUCUGUUUCAUCAGAACAAGUACUGUUUUAGUAAUAAUAAAACCAAACUGUUAAUACUGUUAAGCACUUACACUGCUAUAUGACACUAUACCAUUCACUUAAUGAUGCACAUUAAAGUAAUUCCUGAUGUACUGGUUUUACGUGGUGAUAUCAUAAGAGGUUCAUUAAGCACCCUGUGCUAAUCAUUUCCCUUUUGUCUCAGUCAGGAUUAUUUUGCUUGCUUCUCUUACGCCUUUAGUUGUUUAAACAAAGUUCUCUCUCUCCGUACCCAUCUGCUUUUCCAUCCUGACCUGAAUUUACCAUUUUAUAACCCUGCUGAUUCUGCUCUUCAUGAUCUUUCUGCAGUCUCCUUAUGCUCCAGGCUCUAGCCAUUUGUCAUAUUUAAUGAUAGGAUUGAAAUAGUACAUCUGUUACUUAAAUUCAGGCAGCUUUUGAGGAGAAAAGAUUUUCAGUUUCAUCUUAAGUAAUUUUUUCUUGUUCGCCUAGGCUCUUUUGUUACUGUUAUGCAUUUUUGAGUGCUACUUUGCUCUUUAUUUUUCACUCUGUGUGAGCAAGAUGGAGAGUGAAAUGUUCCACUUCCAGUAGUCUGCCUGGUGUUGUGAUGUUCAGGAUCAAAUCCCAUCCUGAGUGGUUCAGGUUGAGCAGGAAUAGAGUCUUCUACCUUUCUAACUGGAUCUAACACUGGGAGAGAACUACAUCCAUUGCGAGAGCUUACAGUUUAAAGAUGGAAGCUUCUUUAUGCCCAUAUCCAUAGAUAAUAUAAUGCUCAAAAGACAAGAUACUGCUUUGACCUGACAACUGUCUAUGGUACCUUUAACUUAUCUUUGAUUUUACCUUGCAGUCUGUACUGGAUACUUAAAUUGGAACAGAGAUCAAUAUUUCAUCUGAUAGCUUUUCCAGAGUCUGUCGAAGUUAGGAGCUGGUUUUGUGUCUUUGUAGAUAAACAUAUUUGCACUAAACUAAAUAUUCAAAGAUUUAAGUAUAGAAAAAAUACUCAAGUUACUUAAGUUAUGAUUUCUUUAAAAACAUCAUGUCUUUAUUUGCACCAUUGGUGGAUAUCUGAAACAAUGUGUUUUGGCAGGAGAAUGCUGCACUUUAUUUGAAACAAUGGUAAGGCUUCUGAAUAAAAAGAAUGUUAAAAACUGCUAAUACUGCUGAAUUCCUAGAAGCUUUGAAGGGAUUUCAGAAAACCCGAACUCUGACAGGUGUGGCUUAAUUGGGAAUUUUUUCCUUGAAGUAUUAGACUUAUAAAUCCUUGACCAUAUGUAAUUACUGCAGCAAAACAUGGGGACUGUGUGAACUGUUUGUCUAUCAGAAAUUUCUAACCUUUCAAAUUUAUACGUGGCAUUCAUUUCUUGGAGAAAGGCUUCUGAUUCUCUUAAACUUGAAGUGAUUUUCUGUUGCUAGUAAUUAUACUGAGUUUGAAACCCUGUGGCUACUUGUGGAAGCACUUCUCUCGCUCUGUGAAGUGAUAGUGACCUGUCUCACCCAUUUUAUGCUGCCACAGUAUCUUUGGGCCUCUCUAGACUGUAAAAACAAGCCAGUGACAGGGUUCUGGUAUCAAUCUGGCAACAGUGGCCAUCAGUCUCUCUCAGUUCCUCUUUCUCUUGGGAAUCUGUCACCAACCUAACUUUCAAAGUAAGUUGUCCCUGAGACUUGAACCAUCUGUACUUCUGAUCCAGGAACCAGCUGCUGUCCCUGGAAAACAAACUGGAGCUCAUCACAGGAGCAAGUUCUCUGUGGCCGUAGCCAUUAGCUGUGCUUUUGCAGAUGGUUUGUUUUCCUGCUGUGUGUGGGCAGAACGUUAAGCUGCAAGUCACUUCUUUCCCCAGGGAAGUAAUUGGAGCUUUUCUUUAACAGCAUUAGUACACGUUGCUGUUUCUAUGGCCAGAUAGCUGGGGAUGAACCCCUUAUGCUACCGAUGUGUCUGAACAAUGCCAGUGUGUAGUAAGGAAGUGAACUAGAAGUAAUUUGUCUGAGUCAGACUUUUGGAUACAUAAGUUACACUCCUUACCCUCCCCCAAUGCAUUGUGUGAGGAAUUGAGUCCCCAUUUGUGUUCCUUUUUUAUUAGCAUUAAAACGAAAAGAAAUGAAGAGACAGUUGGGAAACCACCUGCGAAUCGGCCAAAUGCUUAAGAAUCACAGAGAAACACCAUUUUUUCUCUCAACUCUGAUCUGUUUUGAUUUUUAAGAUGAGCAUGUUUUGUUUGUCUACGUCAGUUCUACUCUGUCUUGCUAUUACUUCCCAGGCACCUGGCUCUGUGAGAUGCUGAGUGCCUCUGAAGAGGAGCGUAGUAGUUCAAUGCUUAGCUCGGUUUGUGGAGGGAAAAAGUGGGCUUUCUGGAUAAAACCGGAGUGUUCAUUUUACAAUGAUUUUUCCUCCUUCAGACUUUGUCUCUUUUACAGAGGCAAUUUUAAAGUGUAAUGAGUCAAACUGAUCAAAAGCUUUCACCAGGGCUUGAACAGCAGACUGACUAUACUGAGCUAUUAAUCAUUUAUUUUAUGAGGGAAUAAAGCAAGCUCAGGGUUAUUUACUGAUGCUGCACGCUGUCCUGGCAUACCCACUGUGCUUGACAUCUCUUUGGAAUAUAGCUCUUAUAUUAGUGCUCUUCUUUAGGGUCACUGGAGACCAAUCUCCAGGACAAUUAUGUUAUUUAACAGAUGAAAAUUAAAUGGGUGCAUGAUAUUUGAUUUAGCUAAGGUUUUCUGUACUGUAUCUGGUCCUUCAAUAUUCAGCUAAGGGAGGGUACUUCUGAAAGAAAAAACUAUGCUUGUCCAGUUAGUGCUAUAGAGAAGUGUUUGCAGAUGUUGCAGCUGUAACUUGUGGACCUCUGUUCACAGGAUGACAGCGUACUCUGUCCUAGCCACUGUCUGUGUAUGGGCAAUACCUGCCUCUGUUCAGGGCUAGAUUGUCUGCCACAGUUAGAUCAGGCCAGAGAGGCUUGAGAAGGAUUGUGUCAGUGCUGUAAGACUCCUUGCCCCAGUAGAGCAGGUUGAGCUCUGCUUUUAACUGAGCAGAGUGAGUGUGAGAAAUGAGGGAACGAUCUCUGGCUGCUGGAGUAGCCCAGAACUGGGUGCCCAUAGGGAUCUGCCUCUGACUGCAGAGGAUCAUCCCUCUUGCACUCGGCCAAAGCUCAGCAGCCAGUUGGGAGCCUGUGUGGGUGACUGGUGCUAGUGGAGUAACCAAUAACCAGUGCAGAUACUCUCACAUAGGAGAAACUGUUAUGAUUCAAACUCUUUUCACUACAUCAGCACAAAUAUGACCUUUGGAUAAUAUCUUGAGUGGCAUGCUGUUUCCUAUUUGCCAGGUCCUGUUUGUCUUCCUGGAUCAUGCUAACCUGAGCAGAAUGUGUUGAGUUUUCUAAUGCUGGUUUUGAAAUACAGCAGAUAAGGAGAAGGGGGGGAAAAAAAAAAGAGGCGUAAUGCUAUGCAGCGUAACGUCUGUGUGCCACAGUUAAUAUUUAGGGGUGCUAAUCUUGAAUUUUCAACCUGUAUGUUCACACCAGAUUGCUGGGGGAGGUAACCCUUUUCUGUACUCUGGAGAAUUUUCAUCUGUCAUAUUUCCUUAUGAGACUAAUAAUGUGGAGGGGGAAAAGUAAGUUAAAUGCUCUGUAACCCAAGUAUUGCUACCUCUGCUUUUGGUCUCAGUGUCUGUACUUUUUGUUCAUAAUUGCUGUGUAAUGCAGGCUCUGAUUUUGCUGACAGCAUAGAAUACAGUGAAGAACAUAAACUCAGGUAACUUGUAGUUAUGCUGAUCAGAAUGCUCAUAGGAACAACUUGCUUUUUGGCUUAAAAAAAGGGGGAGCGAAAAGUGCGGAAGAGUGGGCAGUUUGUUGCCGAAAUAGCUCUAUCCGCUAUGAAUCAACUUCUGUAGCUGGUAUAGUACAUCAAUCCAGUGCGGGUUUCCUGCCAACCUCAUUUGAAGAUUAUUUCUGUAUAAUCAGUCUUUGGAUAUUACUGUGUUUUCUAUAAUAAAAAACAAUUUUCUGUCCUAA
This is a messenger RNA of Dromaius novaehollandiae (emu), 5949 nucleotides long. It is a transcript of the gene PXMP4, whose product is annotated as peroxisomal membrane protein 4. The record is from RefSeq and is a predicted model, not a curated record. Gene Ontology annotation, cellular component: peroxisomal membrane. NCBI's taxonomy places the organism in Eukaryota, Metazoa, Chordata, Aves, Casuariiformes, Dromaiidae. The coding region runs from base 164 to 805 and encodes 213 amino acids. The transcript has 4 exons.